Molecule: messenger RNA, 4891 nt
Organism: Harmonia axyridis
Lineage: Eukaryota; Metazoa; Arthropoda; Insecta; Coleoptera; Coccinellidae
Gene: Lerp
Product: cation-independent mannose-6-phosphate receptor
Exons: 8
Coding region: 464-3754 (1096 amino acids)
Biological process (GO): lysosomal transport
Cellular component (GO): trans-Golgi network
Molecular function (GO): D-mannose binding; signaling receptor activity
Source: RefSeq, a predicted model, not a curated record
GAAGUAAUAUUGUUGUUUUUUCAAUUCAUAAUCAUCAUUUUUCUCAAUUGAAUAUUUAGAAUUCACCACGAUAAAGGCUUGCUCUGCUGAAAUAUGAAGAUAUUUUUUAACCUUCUAUUACAUUCCUAUUACUUUGAGUUGCUUCUAAAUUGCGGAAAUAAUCAGUUAAACUGAAUAAAUAUCACAAGUAACCACGAAAAAUUUGUGUUUACUGAUCUCACCUACUCCUGAAAGCGAAUGCUGUGGAGAGCGCAGCCUAGCCUUGAGUCGGGUAUCCUGUAGUGAAACACACAGAACUGACAGAACACUAAUGUCUAUCUGUACUCUAUGGUGCUCAAUAAUUUUCGAAACCGGGGAAAGAAUGGGAUUUCAAUAUUUCUAUGUUUUACUCAAUGACUCUAUCUAUGUUCUAACCUAAUUUAUUGAGAAAUUCUAUUUCGUUAUCGUUACAUUUAAAAUAGAAAUGAAAGGUUUUUUGAUUUAUACCAUUGUAUUAUCUAUAUUUCUGAUUCAUUUUACUUAUCAGAAAUCACAAAUUUUCCAGGAACGAAGUACUUGUGAAAUAUCUAUUAAAUUAAAAAAUAAAAAUAAAUCAUAUUUGGUUCCGGCUGAAAUAGAUGCUGAAAAUGAUGAAUUACGGUUAAUUAUUUCACUCUGUACCGAAAACAAUUUUGUUUCUGGAGGUCAAUCGAAUUUUUCUGAAGUUUUUUUAUAUAAUAAGACUACUAAAUUGUGGGUGAAUAACACUGCUAAUUUAAAACCAUAUGAAGUGGCGAAGGUUAAAAAAGACAUUGAAAUCACUUUACAAAAUGAAAUCAAAUGUAACGAUAAUGAAAAUUAUCAAAUAUCAAUCAUCCUGGGGACAUACAAUAAGGUACGCCUCAAUAUUGUACAGGAUUGUAUGGUUGAAAUAGAACUUACACUUCCAGAAUAUGAUCCUGAAUGCAUGAAGCAUCUCUCAGGUAAAUGGUUUAUAGAUUUGUCUCCCCUUAGAGGAAAUGUGAUAUCUUUGAAUAAUGACAAGGAUAAUUUCAAAAUUGCUUUAUGUGGUAAAGUACCCAAAUGUGAAGCUGGAUGUAAGAUUUCAGGAAAUGAAACAACACUUAUUGGUUCAGUGGAAAAACAGAAAGUGAAAUUCUCUUCGAAUGAAGUGUCUGUUGUUUCAUCAAUAAAGCCUAAGAAAAGUAUGGAAGUAUUACUCAAAUGUAACUGGACUGUCAAAUCUUUUGAAAAACCAAAAUUGCUGCAUAAAGGACCAAACUAUAAAUUCGAAGUGCAAUCAUCAUAUGGUUGUGUUAAAACACCUGUAUCCUGUAUACAAAAAAAAGAUUUUUUGACCUUUAAUUUGGCAGGUUUGACUACAAAAAAUGGAACUAUUGUGACAAAUAGUACAAUUCUAUUUCAUAUUUGUGGCGACUUGGAUUUAAAAGGUCCUAAAAAUAACAGUUGCCAUUUGCAAAAUUCGCAAGUUUGUGAAAUCAAAGGAAGGAACUACUUGAAUAGAGGAAGUAUUCCGAAUUUUGAAGUAAUCAAAGACGAUCAUAUUAAAGUAACUUUCAAUGGUGGACAAGAAUGUAAUGAAAAUGAAGCAUAUUCAACUGUUCUUGAUCUAAAAUGUUCAUUGACUGAUAGUCCACCUACUUUGGUCUCUGAAGAGGGUUGUGUAACAAAAAUAUAUUGGGAAACACAGAAGGCAUGCCCAAAGUAUCAGAUAAACGAAACAAGUUGUUCAAUACAUUCAUCUCAAGGCAAUGUGGAUCUUGCAGAACUAUACAGAAAUGAUGAUUACACGCAGCAGUUUCAUCCAAGCCAAAACCUCAUUUUCAACAUAUGCGGUAGACUCCAUUCGAUGUGUUCCAAUUCAGCGGAUGUUACUGCCUGCUUCAUAGAUGGCAAUAUACAGAAAAUAAUAGGUUGGAACUGGCCAAAUUUGUCAUUCAUUGAUGGUAAACUUCAGUUGAAAUAUACAGGGGAAAAAUGUGUCAGCCAGAAUAAACCUUAUUCCUUAAUAAUCAAUAUGAUCUGCAGUUUUGUCGAAUCUCCUAGCUUUUUGGCUUCUUCUCCAAAUGUUUCGAAAGUUGAUGAUUGUACUUUCACAGCUACAGUUGUCAGCUCUUCUGCAUGUUUGAAACAAUGGGAAAUAAAGAACUGUACUGUUGAUGAAGAAAACUUCAGGUAUGAUCUAAGUCCACUGAUGAAAAAAAAUGAAAAUUAUGAAAUUAAGGAUGAUAGUAACAGCAAUAUCACCUAUUUUUUGAAUCUGUGUGCUCCAGUUAUACCAAGAGAAAAUUUAUUAUUCUCUUCUGGUUCUAUGGUUUACAUGGAAAACUCCUCUAUUGCUUUAAUAACAAAAAGGUUUACCUCCUUAGGUGCUAUAGCUGGUCCAACCAUUGAAAAAGAUACAAAUAAAUUAGUUGUGGCUACAUUCGGAACAUCUCCAUCAAGCAAAAUAAUUUUCGAAUGUUCAGAUGAAGAUGGAUCCCCCACUAUACUAGGAAAUAAAGAAGAUCAUUUUGAAUUCACAUGGAAAACAAAACAUGCUUGCCCUAAAAUGAAAGAAAAUGUGAGCUGCAUGCUUACUGAAGGCAAUAUAUCAAUUGAAGUACCUGGGGAUCCAAUUGAGUUGACGAUUAAUCAAGACCAUAUAUAUUACUUCAGUUUGUGCCUUGACCAAUACCUUUCUUGCAGAAGCGUUAGUUUAUGUGUAACAAAAAAACUAUCCAAUAAAAUUAAAACUCAGAAUGGAUCCAUCCAAUACAUUCUGAGUGAUACAGAUCAUUCAAUAUUGAGAACUGUUAACUUGAUUGUUGAAUGUGACCGUCACACAUAUUUCAACUUCACUAAUAUAGAAAAUAGGAACAAUGGGCAUGUUGAUGUAUUCAUAAAAACAAAAUUGUUUUGUGAUAAUGCUCCACAAACAACCAGAAAUGAGAAAAAAAAUGAUCAGAAGGAAAGAGAUAUAUCUGUAUCUAUAGUUCAGACUCAGGUCCCUGUAGCUAAUGUUAGUUAUGUUUUGGUUAAAAGCAAUGAAAUAGUAGAACAUAUUCUACAUGAUGAACCAACAACAAAAAAAUCGUCAAAAGUUAAAGAAAUGGAAAUCGAUAUUAAUUCUGAUCCGUCUGAACAUUCACGGAAGUAUGAAAAAAACAUUACGUCUUCUGGAAAAAGUCUCAGUUCACCAAAUAGCAGAUGCAGUAAAGUAAAUGUUCAUGAAAAUCUACUCGAUUUAAAUGAUUUGAAGUACAAGGAGUUCAAAGUAGACGAUGCUAUGUACAUCUUCAACUUCAAUGGCAGUUCACCUAAAUGCUCAGGAUUUAUCUGCAAGAAUGGUGAUAACAUUUUAAGUUUCAUAGAAAAGUGUCCUGAUGUAUCUUAUGAAGAAAAUUCUAUUAUUUUGACUUAUUUCACUGAGGAAAUUUGUCAUGUUGUUGAGAAAGCUAAUUCUACAAUUUUGCCAGAACAAAUCGCAAAAAGAAUAAUGGAAAUAUCUCUGAGCUGUAAUUAUAAUGAAGAAAUAACUACUGAAGUAACUGAAGCAAACUGUAAAAUAGUUAUCCAUCACUCUUCACCAAAGAUCUGCAUUUUUUUCAGCACUCACAAGGUUUUUGUACUAGUUGUAAUUAUUGUUAUAUUCCUUUUUAUUUUUUUAUGUUUUAUCGUGUAUUUAUUGAAAAAAAAUAAUUAUCUGAAGAAAUGUUCCUAUCAAAAGGUUGAUGAUGAUUUAAUUUUGAUUGACCAUCAUAAGAUUCUUUAAUUAGUUUAGUUGUGCCUGUGAUAAACAAUUUUUUUUAUGGAACAAGAUUUAAGUGUUUUCUCUUUUUUUUUGAGCUUCGAAAAUGUAGCUAGUGCUCUUAUUAUAACUCUAUAAGGUAUGUUGGGGUAAGUGCAACCACUUUUUUCAUUAGUACAAAAAAAUAUUAAUUACAGUAUCUAAAUUGCUCUCAAUUUUUUUGUUUUCUUCGGAGUGUUUAUUAUUGACUGUCUGAAUAAUCACUUUGAAUCUAUAAAAUUAUUUUUUGGAGAAAUGUUUUCAAUUUUGAAUGACCAAAAUCGCACUAGCCCUCGAGUUUGGGCCAAAUGCGAGCUCAGCUAUAGUAAAUAGAUCUGAAUGUAUAUAUAUUUUUACGAGGCAACAGCGUUUCAUUUCUUUCUUAAUAAUAUUUUUGGUUUUUGCAGAACAUUUUUAUCUGUACGUGUUCAAAAAUCAGAAACUUUUUAAAUGGAAACAAGAUUGGAGUGUUCCUACAAAUUUUUAUUUCUUAGAAAACAAGUUGUGUUGAUCAAAUGCGUGAAGAAAUAUAAGUAUGUACAUGCUUAUUCAUUCAAGAUACGAAAAUGUUUUGGGCAAGUGCGCCUGCAAACACACACUACCGGCAAAUAUCGCACUUGCCCCGUAAGCAGAUUAUUAAUGGGCCAUAACUUAAAAACUAACUACAAAAGUUAAAUCAUCAAUAUUCAGUAUUAAUCUAAACUAUAAAACACCUGAUAUACAUUAUCAUUAGAUUAUUUUAGCUCCAAGAAUUUAUGAAUUUUUGACGUUAUACUCUCGACACCCUUUAUUCCGUCCAGGUCAUAAACACAAUACGACCAUUUCAUGAGACUUCAUGGAAGCGAUGUCAAAUUUACUUCGAGUUGUUACGAAAAAUUGCGGGAUUCAGCUAAUUUAAUGAAAUUCUCAAAAUAUAUUUUAUAGGCGUCAUUAGAGACACACUCUUACCCAAACUCACCUUAAUAGUAAUAAUUUAGAAUAGUUGUUUUUUUUUUUCAACCUUUUUUCAGUCUAGUCUCUUAGCUUCUUAUUUACAAACAGUAUUAUAUAUUAUAACACGUAUCAUGUUAAUUUUUAAUAUUGAUUGAAAAAUUUUUUUUCAUAAACAUUAUUGAACUCUUA